Messenger RNA from Hippocampus comes (tiger tail seahorse), 2514 nucleotides. It is a transcript of the gene asb14a, whose product is annotated as ankyrin repeat and SOCS box containing 14a. Gene Ontology annotation, molecular function: protein binding. The record is from RefSeq and is a predicted model, not a curated record. Gene Ontology annotation, cellular component: cytoplasm. Gene Ontology annotation, biological process: innate immune response; intracellular signal transduction. The transcript is spliced from 15 exons. The coding region runs from base 659 to 2404 and encodes 581 amino acids. NCBI's taxonomy places the organism in Eukaryota, Metazoa, Chordata, Actinopteri, Syngnathiformes, Syngnathidae.
AAACGCCACAAAUGAUGUCUGACAACAAAAAAAAAAAAAAAAAACUUGUAUACAGCCUUAAUUCUGAUUACUGCAGUCCAAAGAAAAUGCAAUUUCACUUUUAUUAUUUUUUGAUACAAAAUUAAAGAUGGAUUCUUUAGCUGAAACAAAUGUUUUUCCGAUAAAGCCUGUUUGGAGCGCAAUCUGUACAAUUAUGUAUUUUCUAAGAAUUUUCACAAUGUUUUGGGACAACAAAAUUUGAAGAUGCAUCCUUUCAAACUUUUUUCUCAAAUGAAACUCAAUUUAGAGAUCAUGUACAAAUUGCUUUUUGGCACAAAAAUAAGCAAGACUGAAAAUAAGGUGCAGUAUGAUUUUUUUUUUUUUUUUUUAAUAAGUGGAGUUGACCUGAGUGUAUUUUGAGUAAUGUGACCGGUCAGUGCUCAGUUAAAUAUAGUUACAGUGCAUACGCGCGCGCACACACACACUCAUCACAACACAACAACAUGGCCGUCCUGAACCUUCGAAGGGAUUUUACUGUUAGAUAUUUUAUAUCGAAAGAGUAGAGACUAAUACUAGGACGAGCCACGUUGCUCGCAAGAACUCACCAACCAUCAUCCUACAAAAGGACACAAGCAAACGCCAAGAAGAAAUCCAAAGCGUGGACUUGAAAUCGGUAGCGAUGAAGGAUGAGGACGACGAGGAUGAAGACGACGCGGGCAUGCAGUAUAUGAUCCAACAAAGUCUGCUGGACGCCAGCCAACGCAAACAAGUCCGCACAAAUCCCGUAACAACACACAGCUCAAGCGGUGCAGACAGCAUCCCCGUAUUCACUGCGAUAAGGCAAGGCCGUGAGAAGCUGGUGGAGGAUCUGAGCGUCAACCACAAAGAAGUUUUCCGUCAGACGGACCCUCGAGGAUGGACGGCCCUCCACGAGGCUUCUGUCCAAAGCAACCAAACCAUCCUGGAGCUCACUUACGCAGCUUCAGGUGAUGACGCGGUGGAUCAGCAAACGAUGCGUGGCGAGACGCCACUCUUCCUGGCUGUUGAGCGAGGCUUCGUGGACAACGCCGACUUCCUACUGGGACACGGGGCCCGGCCCGACACGCAGAACCAGGACCAGGACUCACCGCUGCACAUAGCGGUCCGUUCGGGUUGCAUGGACCUGGCCCGGCGACUGCUCCGCGGGGGCGCGUCGGUUCUGUACGAGUCGUGCGCCAGCGGCGACGUGUCGUCGCUGACGCUGCUGCUGGAAUACGGCGCCGAUGCCAACGUGGCCAAGCAGAGCGGCCACCUGCCCAUACACCGCGCCGCGCACAGGGGCCAUCUGCACACCGCUCAGGCGGGACACCUGCAGGUGCUGGAGCUCCUCCUCAGGAAAGGAGCAGACGUGCUGUCUCAGGCUCAGGAUGAGGCGUCGGUGCUGUACGAGUCGUGCGCCAGCGGCGACGUGUCGUCGCUGACGCUGCUGCUGGAAUACGGCGCCGAUGCCAACGUGGCCAAGCAGAGCGGCCACCUGCCCAUACACCGCGCCGCGCACAGGGGCCAUCUGCAAGCUCUGAUGCUGCUGAUUCCUGUAACUUCCAUGGAGGACAUUUACAACAGUGGAAUGAGUCCAUUGCAUUCUGCAGCUGCUGGGGGGCAUGCGCACUGCAUCAAGGCUCUGCUGGACGCGGGUUUUGACCCCAACUACAUGUUGCAUCCGUGCGUGCGGCGCAGUUACGACGACGAGAGGAAGUCGGCGCUCUUCUUUGCCGUGUCCAAUAACGACGUCCCGUCAGCGCGCCUCCUUCUGGAGGCCGGCGCCAUGACCAACCAGGACCCCGUCAAGUGUCUGCAGGUGGCUCUACGUCUUGGCAACUACGAGUUGAUCAAAACGUUGCUGCGGUACGGCGCCAACGUCAACUUUUACUCCAGAGUCAACACCACGCACUUCCCCUCGGCCCUGCAGUACGCGCUCAACGACGAGGUGGUGGUGAGGAUGCUGUGUAACUAUGGUUACCAAGUGGAGCGUUGCUUCGACUGUCCCUAUGGCAGCAGGUCACACGUCCCCGAGGACUACGAGGGCUGGAGCAACACUGUCAUCAAAGACACCAUGUUCUGCGAGGUGAUCACAGUGUCGUGGCUGAAGCAUCUGUCUGGUCACUUGGUGCGGAUUCUGCUGGACUACGUGGAUCACGUGACCCUGUGCAGCAAACUGAAGGCGGCUGUGAUGGAGCAGCAGCAGUGGGGCGACAUCUGCAGGCUGCAAGAGAACGCCCGCUGCCUGCAGCAUCUGUGCCGCCUGCGCAUCCGCAUCUGCCUGGGCCGCCUGCGUCUGCGCUCGCCAGUCUUCAUGAGCUUCCUGCCGCUGCCGCCGCCACUCAAGGACUACAUCCUCUACCGCGAGUACGACCUGCACGGCCAACUGGACAACAAACACACGUGAUUCAGACAUUUGCUGCAAACCACACGCAGUCACCCGUCUAUUUAAAUGCCUGGAUUAGGGCUUUCGAGAUAUCUCCUGUUGGGUAUCAAUCAACACAGAAUUUCUUGUUU